AUGAUUGAUGAACAGUAUAAAUGGAUUUCAGUUUCUAACUCUUAUUUGGAUGAGAAUCUUUCCCAACUUUCCUCUGUCUCUGCUGGUCAUUCGCUCCAAAAGUCAAUUCAUCAAUUAAAUUAA
Messenger RNA from Cavenderia fasciculata, 123 nucleotides. RefSeq lists its product as uncharacterized. Bases 1 to 123 code for a protein of 40 amino acids. The transcript is spliced from 3 exons. Lineage: Eukaryota; Evosea; Eumycetozoa; Acytosteliales; Cavenderiaceae. The record is from RefSeq and is a predicted model, not a curated record.